CACACACACACACACACACACACACACACACACACACACACUGAACCUCCAGUCAUGCUGUCGAACGAGAGCUGCGAGAACAGCACCCAUAUCCACACGAACGGGAACCCGGUGGUGAGCACAGUGAUGUUCAUCCUGGGGGUGAUGGGGAACUUCAUUGCCCUGGCCAUCCUGGGGGUCCACCAGAAGGAGCGGCGCACCAAGUCCUCCGUCUUCUGCAUCCUGGUGACGGGGCUGGCCCUGACAGACCUGCUGGGAACCUGCUUCCUUAGCCCCCUGGUGUUUGUGUGCUACGCCCGCCAGCGAUCCCUGCUGGGGCUCACUGGGGACCAGGGACUCUGUGGCCUCUUCGCCUUUGCCAUGACCUUCUUCGGCCUGGCCUCCAUGCUGAUCCUGUGUGCCAUGGCCGUGGAGCGCUGCCUGGCCAUCAGCCACCCCUAUUUUUACUCCAAGUGUGUCCGACGCAGCUUCGCCAAGGUGGCCCUCCUGCUCAUCUACAUCUUCACCUGCGCCUUCUGUGUUUUGCCAUUCUUUGGCUACGGCCGCCACAAGCAGUACUGCCCCGGCACGUGGUGCUUCAUCAAGAUGGAGGCGGCGGGCGAGGGGGCGGACGAGGAGAGGAAGGUUCUGGCGUUCUCGCUGUCCUACGCCUCGGUCAUGGCGCUGCUGAUCGUGGCAGUGUUUGUGUGCAACGGCUCGGUGAUCGUCAGCCUGUGCCGGAUGCACCGCAGCCAGAUGACACGCCGUGGUUCGGUGGUGAACGGAGGGAGGAAGAGGAAGAUGAGUCUGGGCUGGUUCGGACAGGGGGAGGAGGAGAUGGACCACCUGAUGCUGCUGGCCUCCAUGACGGUCAUCUUCGUUGUCUGCUCUUUGCCGCUCACAAUUGCCGGUUUCGCCAAUGCCAUCGAGCCGGUGGGUGACGACCAGGAGAACCUGCUGGCGUUCCGUUUCCAGGCCCUCAACCCCAUCGUGGACCCCUGGGUGUUCAUCAUCUUCCGCAAGUCCGUGUUCCGCCACCUCCGCUCGCUGCUGCGCUGCCACUUCACUGGGGGAGCGGUGAAGAACACGGCCCACUGCACCUUCUCCUUACCCCCUGACGACCACAGGGAGUCUCCCAACCCCUCGCCCUCCGUAUCCCUGCAGCCCAAGCUAUACUCCAGCCAGCCCCUCUGAUGUGGGGGGGGGGACCCGUGGCAGGAAAGAGGAUGGGAGUUAGGGAUGGAUGGAUGUGGGACAGCAGACAAUGGGGGAAGGGGUUCCGAAUAGAGGGUUUGGAGAAUUAACUUUAUUGACCAAAAGACGGCAAAGGAGUGGAUAAAGUGAGUGAUUGUGCCUCCAAACACACUGAAAACUCAAAAACUCAAAGCAACUGAAAUGGACAGAAGCUCCUGCUCUGAACUGAAUGUAUGCAGGAGAGGACCACUAAGAGAGAUUCAUUAUGGACAACCAUCCCUGGAAGGGCAAAGGUCAGGGCAAAGAGCUCUCUGCCGACGUACAAUGCCUUCAGAAAGUAUUCAUACCCCUUGACUUAUUCCACUUUUUGUUGUGUUACAGC
Coregonus clupeaformis (lake whitefish) is the source of this 1555-nucleotide messenger RNA. Its product is annotated as prostacyclin receptor-like. Gene Ontology annotation, cellular component: plasma membrane. The transcript has 2 exons. Bases 55 to 1173 code for a protein of 372 amino acids. Gene Ontology annotation, molecular function: prostacyclin receptor activity. The record is from RefSeq and is a predicted model, not a curated record. NCBI's taxonomy places the organism in Eukaryota, Metazoa, Chordata, Actinopteri, Salmoniformes, Salmonidae. Gene Ontology annotation, biological process: negative regulation of smooth muscle cell proliferation; adenylate cyclase-activating G protein-coupled receptor signaling pathway; positive regulation of cytosolic calcium ion concentration.